CAAGCUGCCACACAGUCCAUUCGGGUUCGCAUCGAACGCAGUAGCGGUAAAAUCCGGUUUUGUUCCCUCAAUUAGCGGCCAUCCAGGCCAUUCGUUAUGCUAGUGUGACAAUACCCGCGGUUGGUUUAAAAGCAAUUCCCAGCGAUCGAAUUUGGCCGUAUUUUCCAUCAAAAUCAUUUUCAUUCCUCGCGCAUUCCUGGGGACGUGAACGAGUGGCGCAAUCAGUAAAGCUUCUCGGUACUCCGCUUCAUCUGCGAUAGUGUGCCGCGUUCGUUUGUGUAUGUUCGCACAGCUGGUAACAAAUGUGAGCAGACCACGAUUUACAGCGUCCUUCGGAGCGAAUCCUAGUGAACGCCAACACCAGUCCCAAAGUCCAGUGCUCGCCGACGUGAUAACGUUUGUGCAUCUUUUGUGUACAUUCAAGUGUUGUUGCAACGUUUAUUUGAAAACACACGCCAACCGUUACAACCAUGGCCGAUGAAUUCGAUGCAUGCGAAUGUUUCUGGAGCCAUGAAAUCGCUAUGCGGAGGCUGCUGUCUUUGCUCCGCCACGGACAGUCGUACUGCAACGACAGUGAUUGCACGGAUCUUUCGAAUCUCCCGGGUUCCAAUGGUGGCACAAACUUUUUUCUCGUCAUCGUGGCGUUGAUUUUCAUGGCCGUCAUGUACGUGAUGCGGCCCCAGUCGCUGCGAAGACGAAACGAUCUCAGCAAAGCAUUACCGCCUCCAUCGAACGAUGGUCCCAACAACGAUGGUGCUCCUCCGUCAGUAUCCUGAAAGAAUCGAAAAACCAUCCGUGAUAGAAACGCUCAAAUCCGCAACAUCACGUCAUUCGGCAAAAGUGCUCGAGGUGGUUCCCGAACUCCACCAAUCGGCCGUGUUACAGCCUUUUUCCGUUUUUUCCCUUCUGUUGACCAUAUAAUGCAACUGUUGAACACGCUCCAGAUCGACCCAGAUCAAUUCUACUGGAACGAACCAUUAGCUUCCAACUGAUCCUACUUUUCCGUGCGCUCUGCAAUGAUUACUUUUUGAAGUUGUUAGAUGAACCUUGGUGUUCCUAUUCCCUAUCGCAUUUCGGCUUUUUGUUUGCUUCCAUUCAAUGGUUUAAUUGGUGAAAUUGAAGAUCCGUCUAAAACGUGAACGCUUGAAAGAUUCCGACAACGGGUAGCAAUAAGUAUUUUCUUUGAUAACUUGGUUCAAUUUUCCGUUAAUUAUUCGUUCUUUUGCAAUAAAAUGGAAUUUCUUCAGAUUUACGAGCAACCAAAUCUAUAAAAGACAGUUCUCUAUUCAAUUAGCACGUAAAGAACAUUGUUACAUUACAGGUUUAUGAUCAAGUUGGAUUUGGAAACCCCCGAUCGCUUGUAUUUCUAUUUAUUCUGUUUGAUGUUCAGUGGACUGUUGGAACUCCUAGGCAAGAUAUUUUACUUUGUGUUGAUUUUUUUUGCAUUUCUGCUAAAUAACAGAUAGUAUUUACGAGAAAAAAAUAAGAAUUUUUCCAAAAUAAUGUAAAAAAAUCAGUCCGGUACAAAAGCAGAAGUCUAGCUAAUUGUGUCCUUACAGAAGGAGUAUAGAUUAGUGUUCUCUACUCUGCAAUGGGUAAAUAAAAACAAACAAGUACAUAGCGGAA
Anopheles cruzii is the source of this 1626-nucleotide messenger RNA. Its product is annotated as small integral membrane protein 14. The coding region runs from base 471 to 776 and encodes 101 amino acids. The record is from RefSeq and is a predicted model, not a curated record. Lineage: Eukaryota; Metazoa; Arthropoda; Insecta; Diptera; Culicidae. Gene Ontology annotation, cellular component: endoplasmic reticulum. The transcript has 5 exons.